Messenger RNA from Hibiscus syriacus, 1104 nucleotides. RefSeq lists its product as uncharacterized. Lineage: Eukaryota; Viridiplantae; Streptophyta; Magnoliopsida; Malvales; Malvaceae. The transcript is spliced from 2 exons. Bases 25 to 1038 code for a protein of 337 amino acids. The record is from RefSeq and is a predicted model, not a curated record.
CUUCCGAGCCACCUUCCCCAAUCAAUGUCCCUACAUACCUUCCCUUUCUUCCUCUUUGUCACCCUUCUUUUCCCUGUUUCCUUCACUAUAUCCCACCCAGACACAGCAAGCGUCCAACUCCUUCCUCUAACAUCAUCAUCGCCGCCUGCAACGAUCCCUGCAUUUCCCGAGCAAUCAAAUGUCGCCGGUUGUCCACUAGACCUACCCGAGGAGCUCUUUCACAGCAUUAAAAAUGCAUGCGGCACUAAGAAAAACAGCGGUGUCACGGGGCAGCUACACCGCAGCCGCUGUUGCCCCGUACUCGCGUCUUGGCUUUACGCCGCCUACUCCUCCACCGCACUCGGCAUGACCGGAAGAGUUUCACCGGCGGUUGUGGAGGGCAACCCGUCGUACGACAUGCCAUUGUUGCCUGAUGACUCGGAAACGUGUGUUGAUGAUUUAGGGAAAGCUCUGAGACGGAGAGGAGUGGAGUUGGUUAAACCAAACGAGACAUGCGAUGCGGUGUACUGCAACUGUGGCAUCAGGCUUCACACGUUCACUUGCCCUGAUGCUUUCUUGGUUGAUCAGAAGGGCAACCUCGUCGGGGACGACAAUGUGGAGAGAUUGGAAAGAAAUUGCUUAAGUAGCAGCUCCGAUGUUAAUGGAUUCCCCGGUCUUGGGGGAUGCAACAAGUGCUUGAAAACUCUUCAUUUGCUGAGCAAGAAGAAUACUUUGAAUUCAAGCAAGGCGGAUGAGAGGACCACCAAGAUGCGGAACAAAGAUUGCGAGCUGAUGGGUCUCACGUGGCUGCUGGCGAAGAAUCGAACUGCAUACAUUCGAACAGUUUCCACAGUUUUACAAGCGAUGAUGAUGAGCGAAGACGGUUCGAGUCCUUCUUCCUGCACUCUGAACAGCGAUGGGAUGCCGCUGCCUGUUGAUUCUUCUCAAAUAUUUGAUCAAUCCUCAUCGGUUGCACUCAAUCUAUCACGACAUCUCGCAAUUUCAUCACUUUGCUUCUUGCUUAUCAACCUUGUCGUGUUAUCAUACAGGUCUAGUUAAGGCAUUAAGAUGGCUUCUUGUUGUUGUUUUGACGCUGUAGAAUUCUUUGUUUCGGUAAGUUUGGUG